AAAGUGACCCCAGAAAAUUAAUCGCGUACAUAUUAUACCCACAGUUCCUUCGUCUCUAAUUCCCCAAAAAUUCUCACCGAUUCUAGGGUUCCAAACUUUUCGAUCCUCAUCUGCAAAUCAAUCAUAUAUGCAACCCCCAAACAAUUCUCGAUACAUCAACCAAUUUUCUUGAAGUUUCCUGCACUUAAUUAUGAUUAUCUCCCUGCAAUUUUCACCAUUAUUUUCAGGCAAAAAUCUUGAAAAUCCUCGUGUUUUUGGUCCUAUUUUGAAUCCUUUUGCACCUUACAACAUGGCUAAUCAUUCCUCUCGCUAAAUUCCUCUUACCCUUUUGUUAUUUUCCCCAAAUUAUGUAAAAAAAUUGAAACUUUGAUAUUGGGGUCUUUUUGAUCCUCUUAGUUGUUAAAGUUUGGUGCUUUACUAGUUUUUGUGCAAGAAAUUAAUGAUUUUUAUGAAAAUUUGAGGAGGGUUGUAUGUAAUUGUGUGUUAUAUUUGUUGGGUUUUGUUGAAAAUUGUUGUUUGAUUUUGAUUUGUGGGUUCUUGGGGGUUGGGAAUUUGGGUUUUUUGUUUUGUUAUUUGUACUGAAUUAUGGGACAGGAACACGUGGGUUUUAAUCGAAGAAGGCGUAGGAGUCCUCGAUGUGGAACUGAGAUGGAUGAUAGGGGUUGGACAGUGCUUCACAUUGGUGCGUGUAAAGGCGAUGUCAAGGAGGUAAGACGACUUCUCGAUGAAGGAAUGGAUGUCAAUGUGCCUGCUCUAGGCCCCAGGUCACAUGGGGUAACCCCCCUCCAUCUUGCUGCUAAGAGUGGGAAUAUCAAAGUCAUGGAUGAACUACUCGAUCGUGGUGCAAAUAUUGAUGCCCGAACUAAAGGCGCUUGUGGAUGGACCCCACUUCAUAUUGCAGCUAAAGAAAGAAAUAGAAAAGCAAUCAAAUACCUUGUUGAAAAUGGCGCUUUUUUACCAGAUAACAUUGAUGACACCAGGUUUAAUCCCCCACUCCAUUAUUGCCCUGGUCUUGAGUGGGCUUACGAUGAGAUGAAACGUAUUCAGCAAGAUAGCUCGUCAUCAGGUGAGGCCUCCUACAGCUCUGAAAGCUGAGGCCAUGCAGUUUGCAACUACAUCAUGCAUGGAUUCCGGUACUGUGCUACUUUAUAGAAACUCAACAUUAUUGACUAAAUAAACUUGUUUUUCUUGUAAGUUUCUUCGACUAUUGUCUUGUGAAGAUGAAGAUACCCUGAACUGGAAGAUAUGUAUAGAAUUUGCUACCUUGCAUGGUAAUAAUGUGAACUAUGGAUUGUUUGUGUGUGAUCGGUGUAGUUGCCUAUGGUAAAGUCGUUGAUUGGCAAUAAGUUGUUUGUUGCGAGUUAUUCUUCCAAUUUAAUACAAACAGCAUGUUCACCGA
This is a messenger RNA of Daucus carota subsp. sativus, 1399 nucleotides long. RefSeq names its product phytochrome-interacting ankyrin-repeat protein 2. Bases 586 to 1095 code for a protein of 169 amino acids. Gene Ontology annotation, molecular function: protein binding. The record is from RefSeq and is a predicted model, not a curated record. Lineage: Eukaryota; Viridiplantae; Streptophyta; Magnoliopsida; Apiales; Apiaceae. The transcript is spliced from 3 exons.